CAUGAAAAGUGUAAACAAAUCUUAGAGAAGGUGUAUAGUGGGAGUGGCGGAGAAAGUGUUCAUUUUCCUCCUUUUAACACCUAAAAUUCCAAAAGUUUAAUUCUUCUUCAUCCUUCUGUAUCGGCCAGCGGUUUUCUAGUUACUGGACAAGAUGAAUAAUAACCACAGAAGACAGAAUAGCCGAGGGAGAUCAACAGUUCUUAAGGUUGUGAUCCUUGGUGAUGGUGGAGUUGGGAAGUCUUGCCUUAUGAAUCGUUUUGUGACUGACCGAUUUGAUGAACAUUCCUUCCACACCAUUGGGGUUGAAUUUCUAAAUAAGGAGAUUGAGCUUGGAGGGGAGACUUUUACGUUACAGAUUUGGGACACUGCUGGCCAGGAGAGAUUCAAAAGUCUACGAACACCCUUUUACCGAGGUUCUGAUAUGUGUCUUCUAACAUUCUCUGUUGAGGAUCCUUCAAGCUUUCAAAACUUAGAUACCUGGCGCAAGGAGUUUGUUUAUUAUGCAGACGUCAAGGCUGAUUUCCCCUUUCUUGUAGUUGGAAAUAAGAUUGACCUUGAGAGAAGAGUGACCACAGAAGAAGCAGAGGCAUGGUGUAAAGAAAAUGGAGAUCUUCCAUACAUUGAAACAUCAGCCAGAGAUGCAACUAAUGUAGAAGCGUCUUUCAUGAUGUGUUUAAGACGAUGGGCUAACAUUGAGGGCCGGCAGGAGAGAAUGCCUCUUCCAGAUACAGUACAGUUAGGCAGUGAUGGCUCGCAUCACCGUCUCUGUUCCUGUUCAUCAUAGAUUUAAGAUGAGAUUAAGACAUGGACUGAAUAGAUGCUCUUGAAGUAAGUGUUAUUCUCUUUGUAUUGUUAUAAGGAGAAAGAGAUUUGAAUGAAAAUUUCAGAGCAUCUCCAUGGAGACUUUUUGUGAUAUUUUUAACUAAUUGAUGUUUCUUAGAACUGUGUAGCUAAUACAAUUUAUUUAAUUAUGAUAAAAAUUUUAUUCUUUAUAAUUUUUGCUGUAGUAGAUCCUCAGCACUAAUGUAUGAUUUUAAGUCUUGUCUUAGGGAUGACUAACACUUCAAAAAAGACACAGAUAUGUCAAGCUUUAAAUAAGUUUCCUUUGUAUGUGAUGACAAUGCCAUAGUGGAUCUAGAACUAGGUUAAGUGAAAAUAUUCCAUUAGCUAUUUAUCAUAUUUAUAGCACUAUUUUCAGUUGCAGUUGACAUACAUAUUUUAUAUAGACCAUAUUUCAUCACAGUAUUUUUUGGUGUUUGCAAAGGAUGAAAGUUUGUGUGAUUUUUUUGAUAGUUCCAAAGACCAAAUUGUUUGUAUAAAAACGUUAACCUUAGCCACAACAUAAGGAAGACGUUUUUAAUGAGAUUAAAUAGAUGUACCGAAUAUGCAAGCAGUUAUGUCAAUCAUUAACUCUUCGUGGAGUAUUACCACAUGGAAAGUAUUCUGAGAGAGUAAAACCACACAGUAGUUGGUAUUACAGGCCAUUUUAAAAUCAUAUGCAUUACACCAGACCUCUCAUAUCUUUAAUGAAUUUGCUUCCCCCACAUUCCCCUCAUAUUGAGAGCAAUUAUUUUUCCUGCAUAGUAAUUCUGUUGUGUUACAGUAUUCUGCAUGAAGUAGAUGCAAAUCAAUGCACAUUCAACAACAGAAGUUCGCCCCAAACCAACCUGUAUGAUAUGAAACAGGUGAUCUGCUAACACUGCUGUUGACUGUACAGAUAUCCCUCGCUCUACAAAGGGGCUAGGUUCCUUGAAAACCAUUCAUUAGGUGAAUUUUUGUAUCUCAGAUAACAUAUGAGAAAAAUAGGGUUCAGCUACCCAGUGACAAGAAAACUGCGAUAUCAUUCCUAAAAUAAAUGAAACCGGUUCACAAACAACAAAAACUGACCUAACUAUCAUAAAUUAGUACCUAACCACUGUAAUUUAGUAACUAACUACAAGAAAUCCCCAAUAUCAUAUUUUAAAAAUAAUAAAUUGAUUAACAAAUAACCCCCAAAAAUAACUGAAAAAAGUACCUAACUGUUGUACUCCAGGACCCUAUCCCAUUGAAUCCCCAUGUUAUAAUGAAACUGAUUAGCGAUUGGGUAGGAGGAACCAAACCCCAUCGCAAAUACUGUAGAAGUUUACCUGUAUAGCGAGGGAUACCUGUAUGUCCCAGUUACUAGACAAUAUAUAAGCAAUGAAGAUUCCAGUGAGGUAUAUAUUCCUGCCUGGGUAUAAAGUAAGAAACUGAGUGUUGGUAAAUGGCUUUCCAUCUUCCAAGGAUAUUAAAUAUGAAAAAUUCUUCCAUCCCGAACUUGUAGAUGCAUUUGUUAUGAAUACUUAUCCCUGCCAUAAAUAGUAUGAUGUGUGCUGAAGUGUGCACAUCUGCCCUGACUGUGUGUUAUGUUAUGUUGGAACGUUGGCAAAGUGAAGAAAACAUCAGGAAGACAACCCAUGCUUAUGUUAUAUCCCUCACCACACACACUUGCUACACGUUCCACAAAACUCUCUCAACAAAGACAGCGUUCAAUAGUGUUUCACUGUUUAAUGUCUUAGAUUGAAUAUUUCUAUCAAUUUAACAUGUAAAAUAUUUGUCCCAAUUUUUUUAGUUUUUUGAAGAAGAAACUCACCAUGGUUCAUUGUAGGCGGUCAAAACUCAUUCCUCAAAGAGUUAAUAUUACAUCUGCAAUUUUGUUUUUUAAUGCACUCUGUUGCUUUUGUAAAUCUUCCAACUUUACUUCUAAAUGUUAAAUCAGUGAUGAAAAUAUGGUGCAUAUGUUUCUAACAUAGUUACCAAUUAUGUGGAAGGCAGGAUUUUAUUUAGGUAGUCUUUGAUAUGAUUUUAUUUAUAUAAUAAUGUAUGGUAGUUACUUUUUUAAUCUUGGGCAAUAGGUUCUGCCAUUAUCAAACAUGCCUUAAAUGCAAGGAAUAAAUAAUAGUUAUUGUAGGUUUUAAUGCUGAAUAAUAAGCAGAAUUUUGUGGCUGGUGACAAUUGACAUAGCCAUAGCUCUCUAGUGAAAUGGAUAACACUCUGCUUUCCAGGGGAAAUUAAUAGUUUUGUUAACCAAAUCAUAGGCACUCCAGAACUUUGUAUAUCAAUGUUUCUUGUGUGUACACUCACUCCAAAAAGUAUCUUUACGGAUGGGUCGAAUGAAAUUUCAAAAUGAGCACGGUGGUCAAACUCCUUUGUCUGUUGUGUCAUGUUCUCUUACAUAAAGUCACUUUUUGGAGUAAGUUUACAUGGUCCAGUUAAGGUUCAGUUACAUGUUGAAGGUUUUACUCUGAUUCUCAGCAACUUGGUACUAUUUUAACUUCAUGUAAAGGAUUAGGGUUGGGUGUGAAUGUCAUUUAGAUAUUUGCAGAUUACUGUAGUAUAAUGAACCAAACAAAGGAAAAAUUCUGUUUUAUUAGGGUAUUGUUUAUGUAUCACAUUCAGCUUCCAUGAGCACUACCAAUUUUUUUUUAUGCUAAAUUAACACACAAGGAGUUUAUUCUGUAUAUAUAAAUUAAUUAUCUACCGGUAAUUAGAUUUUAUAAUUCAUUUUUUUAUUACUGUAGUUUAAUCUUCCAUAAUACGACAGCCAGAAUUGGUGUUAGAGAGAAAUUCAUUUUUAUUUGUACAUUUAUCAGAAAAGGGUGUGGUGUGGUGGCCUUUUGUAACAAGGAUCACUGUUUUUUUCUCAGGUCACCCAGCUGUGAAUGGGUACCUGUCAUUAUAGCUAGGAAGUGAACACAGUCAAGUGCAUUGCUGACUACACUGGCUUAUUAUGUACCAAGGGCUUAAUAACAGUGUCUUGUAUCUGCACUGCCACUAAUGGGUUGGCAGGCAUAUGAGAUCCACUUUCACAUGGGUAAAGGCAUGACCAAAAUAUCUGAUGAAUGUAUAGAUGAUGUUAAAUCUAUUUCUGUCUUUGUUACCUUUAGACGUUGUCACCUAGUAAGCUGAGACGUGUUGAAGAUACCUUUUUCUUUAUGUCAUGGGUUCGAAUUAUCCCUCAACAUUACAACCACCGAUUGACUCCACACCUUCAAGUGCUUAAUUACUCCUAUGUCAACACAUGAAACAAUUGCUUAUGUUACAUGGAAAAUGGCCAUCAAAUUGUAACUUGGAGGUGAAGCAGUCACCAAAUGUUUGCAUUUUAAGUAAAAAACACACAAAAGAUGAGAUUUGUCUCAACAAAUAAUUUUGAAUAGGAGAGUACAAUAGAAAGAAAGAAUUAAGAUCAGAAUGUGAGAUGAAAUUUGGAAAACUUCCAAAAGAAGAGAUUGGGAAAAUAGCCUAAACUGAAAGUAUAAUUUAGCAUUUGAGAAAAUGUGACAUACCCUCAUGUACUAGUGCAUUGUUGAUUCUUGGGUAACAUCAUACAAACUGUAAAUCCCUUAUCUUUUUUUUUUUAUGUGGCCUACAGAGGCUUGCAAGUGACCUGUGAGGCUUGCCAAUGCUAAGCAUCUCUAAGUCAGUGCCAGCCAUUGCCCAUAAAAUGUGUAACUCUUGACAACAAGAGACUUUGUAGACAUAUGUUUUGUUCUUCAGCAAAUGUAUUGCAUCCUUCCCUCUCAGUCAGGUUCAUAUGAAUCCAAUGGUUGGUACAGUUGGGGAAAUGUGUUCCUACACCCCCUGUGGUAACCCUUGUCAACAAACAGUAACGUUGCGAUUGUAGUAUCACUAUUUAUGAAUGAAUGGGUAUUGGUCGUAUAACGACGGACGUAUGAUAUAGGUCAUAUAGGUUGGCCGUUUGGAGACACGGGUUACCACAGUGGUGUAGGAAUACAUUUCUGCAACUGUACCAUUAUCCAGCAUUUAUUAUUUCUAAAUUACACUUUUCUUUGCAUAUAAUACAAGUGAAUUACUGAUGGUAGCCAAGUAAAAUGAGCCUGGAAAAACAUUUAUAAUUUCAAAGGUCUUAUAGGGACUCCUGCACACCAUAGUAGUUUAACCUCUAUAGUGCAUAUGCUCUACUGCCCCACUUGAGUGAAAUGUUUAUUACAACAAUCCAACCAAUUUUUAUGAGAAUAAGUAAACUGAGUUACUGGGGAUUUUUUCUCCUGCAAAAAUAAACAUUGCAUUCUGUCUCUGGAUGAUAUAAUCUGCCAUCAAGUAUUGCACACUCUGGGUAAUAGGAGGCCCUGUCUUGGUUGUGCUUAAUGCUGGUAUGUCUCAUAGGUAACUCAUUCCCUUGGUCCCAAAGUGAAAUAUCUUAUCUAGAUCCUUAAUUUUGAUAUGUCAUGUUUAUUUUCACUUUACAAUAGUGAUAAUAAUUGUAUAUAAUCUAUUUUAAAAUUUCUUUUUUUUUGUAAUAGGAGAAAUGUUAUCUCAGGCAUAUGUUGAUGUAGCUUGUUUGUUUGAUUUAUUUCUCUUGUAUACAGAGUAAGGUAGCUGUUGUGUUGAGACAUUAAUGUAGUAUACAGGAGGACCCCGACUUACGAACGGCCGUCGAUACGAAUGAGGUCCCAUAAGGUCAAUUAUUUUAAAAAUCCGACAUAAAUACAAUGGUUCAUAGCAGUUACAUAAGAUAACUCGUUUGCGCAGCGUAGAGGGGAGGCAGAGCGGCAUGUCACCCGCCUUGAGGGAGCGUAUCAUCAGUACACUUUACCCUCAUUGCCUAAACCUGCGUGAUCAAGUGCAAACACUUUUUUUUUUAUUAACUCUUUUAUUCGGCCCUCAUCAUGGCUCCCAAAUGCAAACCUGAUGCAAGUGAUAGUAGUGCAUCCAAGUAAAGGAAAACAAUUACAUUGGAAGUGAAAGUUGAUGUAAUUAAACAUUCUGAAAAAGGCGAAACACCCUCAGUGAUCGGUAAGGCGUUGGGUUGCAGUCGUUCAACGAUUGGAACAAUUUUUUAAGACAGAGGAAAUUCUUGAAUAUGUUAAAGGAUGUACACCAAUGCACUCAACUGUGAUAACAAAACAAAGAUGUGGAUUGUUAAUUGAAAUGGAAAGAUUGUUAGUGAUAUGGGUGGAAGAUCAAAAUCAACAGGAUUUGCCUCUUAAGUCUAGCCUUGAUUCAGGAUAAAGCGAGAAGCUUGCAUGCUGACUUGAAGGCUAAACAUGUUGCUAGUAGGGGAUGGUUUAAUCAGUUCAAGGUAAGAGCAAAUGGUGCUUGGAAAAAACACUGCCCACAGUUUGUCCACGAUUUCAGGGGGUCUGAAAAUUAUGUUGGGGAAGUGACAUAGACAGUGGUAGACCUUGGGAACUAACUCCAGCCCGAUAUUCAUGAAGGUGAUGUCACAGAGUUGCUUGAGUUUCAAGCUGAAGAAUUAAGCAAUAAGGACCUGAUUAAACUGAAGAAGCAAAUUUUGUUAGAUGAUGUAGAGGAAGCUGAAACUCCAGAACCAAAGGGAUUCAUUACAAAAGAAAUGGCAGAUGAUUUCAGGCUUAUUGAAGAAGGAUUGUUUAAAUUUAAACAGAAAGAUACCAACACAAAAACAUUCACCAAGAUUCAUAGAAGUAUUACUGAAUACCUCUGAUGCCACACAGAGAUUUACGAUGAAAAGAAUAAAGUUUCAGUUCAAUCAUCCCAAUAAGGCCUCUGUCACUCCUACAAAUGCCCCUCUCUACAUGCAAGCCAGUCCCAGAGUUUCAAUGUAAAUGUUAAAGUUUAAUUUUUACUGUUCUUUACUGAAUUUUGUCAUUCAAUUUCUUCUUUUCUCUUAAAUUAAGUGAUUCAAGGUCUAUAAAAGGACUUAGGCUAUGAUAUAGUGCACAUGGGGUAUGUGUUCCGACUUGCAUACAUUUCCAACUUAAGGACGUGCUCAGGAACGGAACUCGUUUGUAACCCAGGGACCCCCUGUAGUCUUAUUUUGGUCAUUUGACAUUAUGCUGUCAGCAGCUGUCCUUCAGGAAAAGACACUCAAUUUUAAUGUUUGUUUCUCUUGUUUGUAGUACGUACACUAUACUGAAUACAUUGCUAGAUGGCCUAGAUUUGGCACUGAUAGCACCUCAUGUUUUUUUUACUCAAAUGCCCUUUUAUAUACUUUGUCAUUUAAAUAUUCAGAAAAUGUAAACAAAAUCUUCCUCACUCACACAUAUUACUUCAUAAUUUACCGCCCAAUACGAAUACAUACUUAUAGUAUUUGUUAUAUCUUUAAUACUGAGAGAAUAGAGUCAGCACAUUUUUGUUAAACAUUUAUUGGAAAAUAUAUUCUCCAAGGAAUUUAUUCAUAAUUUAAUUUUAAUUUACCAAGAACUAGUUGUGGCACAUUAGAUGAUCCAAUAUUUUUAAUUGUUUUCGUCAACCAUAAUCCAGAUUCUGAUACAGUAUGUAUUUUAAUUAUGUAAUAUUGUACUGUACUACACUAGCUCAUGCUGAAAUGAACCCCCAGUUAUUGUCACUCAUUGAAGCAACAACGAUCAAUUACACUAGGAUCUCUUUGUAUUAUUUGCUGUUACAGUUUAUUGUUUCAUUAUAUGCUUCAGUUAUUGUCAGUCAUUUCAGCAAGAACUGUAAAUUAUGUUUGGGCUGUCUUAACUGUACUUAGAUCCCACUGUUUAAGAAAGCUUUAUGAAUGUAGGGCUGUCAUAAAAACAUGCUUUUUCAAAUGAC
Messenger RNA from Homarus americanus (American lobster), 7521 nucleotides. Its product is annotated as ras-related protein Rab-9A-like. Gene Ontology annotation, molecular function: GTPase activity; GTP binding. The record is from RefSeq and is a predicted model, not a curated record. NCBI's taxonomy places the organism in Eukaryota, Metazoa, Arthropoda, Malacostraca, Decapoda, Nephropidae. Gene Ontology annotation, cellular component: phagocytic vesicle; late endosome; lysosome. The transcript has 7 exons. Gene Ontology annotation, biological process: retrograde transport, endosome to Golgi. Bases 152 to 784 code for a protein of 210 amino acids.